CCGUCUCAGCGCUAGUAUUGGCCAAGAUGGCUGAAGAAGUGCUCAUGUGUUCGGAACGAGGAGGAGGAGGAAGUGUGUAGUUCAAAAGUUUGAGGAUGUCUCAACGAGGGGGCCCUGGUAGCACCAGGAAAAGGGGUCACCAACAUCAUCCCCGUAACCAAGGCGCUCGAGGGUCAAGGGUCCCGCUCGAACCAACCAACCACCAUCACCUGUCACAGUUGACAGAUGACCUAACCUCAAAGUCGCCCCGUGGGGCAGUCACCACGAAAACAACAAUAACAACAACAACAACAUCAACAACAGCGGCUGUGAUCCCGAGUGCUACAAGCAAAGAGUCCCUGAGUGAUACUAGUAGUAGUAUUAGUAACGUGAUCGUAGAUCUAACGAAUUGUGAUCAGCAGAAGGUGGAUCAGCCGGAAAAAUCAAAGUUAUCUAAAGAUGCGGCAAACAAUAAGUUACGCAGACCGUCCAAGAAAGGCAGCCACGAGUGCAGCAGUUACUGCAACAAGGCUAAUAAUAAGGACGACAUGUCUUUGGUGUUUCGACCCGCUGCGGAGGGCUCGAGCCAAAGCGAUCAGGAGACAGAGGAUCCUGAAACUGAAGAGUUGUCACGGUUGAGGUGCACCUCUGAGAGGACGGAGGUCGUCGCCGAGAGGGAGACCAGGAGGCGGCGGAGAUGCGCAGACUAUCCAGGUCUUGCGUUUGGCAGUUCCAUAUUCAGCUCGGACACCCUGAUGAAGUUCUCAAUUAUCAAGAAUGAGAUACAGAAUAUCAUGAAUACGCAACUCAAGCGGGCCGAAUCCGAAGUUGCCGCCUUGAACCGUCGCAUCCAGCUUUUGGAGGAGGACUUGGAGCGUUCCGAAGAGCGUCUCGCCACCGCCACCGCUAAGUUGGCGGAGGCCUCUCAGGCCGCCGAUGAGAGCGAACGGAUACGCAAAGCGUUAGAGAAUAGGACCAACAUGGAGGACGACCGGGUGGCCAGCCUGGAAGGCCAACUAGCUCAGGCCAAACAAAUUGCAGAGGAGGCCGAUAAAAAAUAUGAAGAGGUCGCCCGUAAAUUGGCCAUGGUUGAAGCUGAUUUAGAAAGAGCAGAAGAACGCGCCGAGGCCGGCGAAAACAAAAUCGUCGAACUUGAGGAGGAACUCCGCGUUGUAGGCAACAACUUGAAAUCCCUCGAAGUCUCUGAAGAGAAGGCCAACCAACGUGAAGAGGAAUACAAGAACCAAAUCAAGAACUUGACCACCCGUCUAAAGGAGGCUGAAGCCCGCGCUGAAUUCGCCGAGCGUUCCGUGCAGAAGCUCCAAAAGGAAGUCGACAGGCUCGAAGACGACCUCGUCGCCGAGAAGGAACGUUACAAGGAGAUUGGAGACGAUUUGGACACCGCCUUCGUCGAACUCAUCUUGUAAACGAACCAAAAAAAAACCAAACCAAACAACACCCACCAUCCUCUUGUUAUAUUUGUCAGACGUGUUCUUUAUUUUCUUUAAUUUAUUUAUAUUUAUUAACCGGCCCAUGACCGUCUCGAUUAGAGAUGAUGCUUGGACUUGAGGGGAAUCCCCGGACAAAGUGACGAUGCACACGAAUGCGCUUGCAAAUGGUUUCUCAGCGACUCAAAAGAACAAAGAACACCACUUUACAAUCACAAAUAAAAAACCCAAGCGAUUCUCUCGUGUCCAGAGAUUCCAAUAACAAAAAAAAAUAUACUUUAAUCAACGUAAUUUUUAAUCCAAAAACUGAUCUAUAUUUUAUGUAAAUACAUAUUUUCAAAGAAUAUAUUCACCAAAAAAAAA
Messenger RNA from Nicrophorus vespilloides, 1790 nucleotides. Its product is annotated as tropomyosin-2. The record is from RefSeq and is a predicted model, not a curated record. The transcript has 8 exons. Lineage: Eukaryota; Metazoa; Arthropoda; Insecta; Coleoptera; Silphidae. The coding region runs from base 96 to 1406 and encodes 436 amino acids. Gene Ontology annotation, cellular component: actin filament. Gene Ontology annotation, biological process: actin filament organization; muscle contraction. Gene Ontology annotation, molecular function: actin filament binding.